CGCUCAGCCUCAGGCUGCUGGUUGGUACGUUCCGUACCUUCGCGGGGUCGUUAUUGUCACGUGAUCAUUGGUGUCUCUGUUCCAGCCUUCCACCCCGGAGCCCUGGCGGGCAGGCAGCCAUCAUGGACGUGGCAUACAUCUGUGAGUGGGACAGAAAACCACGGACCAGCCACUGCCCCUCCAUCCCCCUAGUAUGUGCCUGGUCUUGCCGCAACCUCAUUGCCUUCACCACAGACCAGCGCAAUGAAGAGGAGAAAGAUCUUACCCACAUGAUUCACAUCCUGGAUACAGAACACCCUUGGGACGUCUACUCCAUUAAUUCGGGCCACCAGGAAGUCAUCACUAGCUUGGAGUGGGACCAGUCUGGAUCCCGCCUUCUUUCAGCUGAUGCAGAUGGGGUGAUAAAAUGUUGGGGUAUGACUGACCACUUAGCAAAUAGCUGGCAGAGCUUAGUGGGAAGUGAAGUUGAUGGUGACCCUAUUGUCGCACUCUCUUGGCUUCAUAAUGGGGUGAAAUUGGCACUUCACGUGGAGAAGUCUGGAGUUUCCAGUUUUGGCGAGAAAUUUUCUCGUGUAAAGUUUUCCCCAUCCCUCACCUUGUUUGGAGGCAAACCAAUGGAAGGCUGGAUCGCUGUUACUGUCAGUGGAUUGGUGACUGUGUCUUUGCUAAAGCCCAAUGGACAAGUGUUGACAGCCACAGAAAGCCUGUGCCGCCUUCGUUGCAGGGUGGCACUGGCUGACAUUGCCUUCACAGGAGGUGGGAACAUUGUAGUAGCCACAUGCGAUGGAAGCAGCACGUCCCCAAUACAGUUCUAUAAAGUCUGUGUGUCUGUUGUGAGUGAAAAGUGUAAAAUCGACACCGAGAUCCUUCCGUCCCUCUUCAUGCGCUGCACCACAGAUCCUGCACGCAAGGACAAGUUUCCCGCAGUGACACAUCUCAAGUUCCUUGCUCGAGAUAUGUCUGAGCAGGUGCUCCUUUGUGCCUCUAAUCAGUGUUCCAGUGUAGCAGAGUGCUGGUCCCUGAGGAAAGAGGGGCUUCCUCUUAAUAAUAUUUUCCAGCAGUUGUCCCCCGGUGUAAGUGAUAAGCAACCAAUGAUCCUGAAGUGGCGGAUAUUGUCUGCUACCAAUGAGCUAGAGCGCGUUUCUGCUGUGGCAUUGCCCAAGUUACCCAUUUCACUUACUAACACGGACAUCAAAGUUGCGAAUGACACAAAGUUCUAUCCUGGUUUAGGUCUUGCCCUUGCAUUCCACGAUGGCAAUGUGCAUAUUGUGCACAGACUGUCCCUACAGACAAUGGCUGUCUUAUUUGGUUCCUCUAUGCGGCAAUCUGAAGAACCCAGCUUAAAACGCCAGCGAUCUCCUACCCCAUGUGUACACUUUAAGGCUUUACAGAUGUCUUGGACCUCUCUCGCUUUAGUUGGCUUGGACACUCAGGGAAAGCUUAGUAUGCUGAGGGUCUCACCUUCCAUGGGACAUGCACUUGAUAUGACUACGUCACUUCGCCAUCUACUCUUCCUUCUCGAGUACUGCAUGGUGACAGGCUAUGACUGGUGGGACAUUCUGCUUCAUGUACAGCCAAAUAUGGUACACAAUUUAGUAGAGAAGCUGCAUGAGGAGUACACCAAACAGAAUGCUGCGCUGCAACAGGUCCUUUCCACCAGGAUUUUGUCCAUGAAAGCAUCACUUUGCAAGCUUUCACCUAGUACAAUCACUCGUGUCUGUGACUACCAUGCCAAACUGUUCCUCAUCUCCAUCAGCUGCACCUUGAAAUCUUUACUUCGGCCGCCUGUUCUCAACACGCCUGACAAAAGUCCAGGAGACCGUCUCACUGAGAUCUGCAAUAAGUUUCCUGACCCGGAUAUAGACAAGGUUAUGAUUAACUUGAAGACAGAGGAAUUUGUACUUGACACCCUGACCCUUCAGUCCCUGCAGCAGCUCAUCCAAUGGAUUGGUGAUUUUGUGUUGUAUCUACUGGCCAGCCUUCCAAAUCAGGGCUCCUCCUUCCGUCCUGGCCACAGCUUUUUGCGUGAUGGUGCAUCACUGGGUACACUGCGUGAAUUGAUGGUGAUGAUAAGAAUUUGGGGUCUUCUGAAACUGAGCUGCCUUCCAGUGUACACAGCCACGUCGGAUACACAGGAUAGCAUGUCUUUACUUUUCCGUUUGCUCACUCGACUCUGGAUGUGCUGCCGUGAUGAAAAUCAUCCAUGUGAACCAGAUGAGGCUUUGAUAGAUGAGUGCUGCUUGCUACCUAGCCAGUUUCUCAUCCCUAACAUGGACUGGUUGCCUCUUGGAAAUGGGUUAAUCAGCCGACUCCAGAGCAAACUGCCCCUACGCCUACAAUUUGGGAAGCCACCUGGUGCCCCCAGCCAUGCCUCUGUACAGUAUGAAGCUUAUACAAGAUCACCCACCCAACCAAAAAUUGAUCAUCUAAGAAGGCUUCAUCUAGGAACCUGUCCCACUGAGCCCUGCAAGUCCUGCACUCGAUGCGGCUGCAUAACCAUGCUGAAAUCUCCAAACAAAGCGAUAGCAGUGAAGCAGUGGGAACAACGAUGGAUCAAAACCUGUCUAUGCGGAGGACUGUGGAGAAAAAUGCCCCAUACGUAUUCAUGACAUCUCUUCUGUUUCCUCACAUGUAAAAGGACUGCUACUGAUUGUAGAGCCUGGCACUGCGGUUUGACUGACCAAAUUCCAUGUAUAGAAAUCCACAAUGUCACGCCUUGGAAUGACUCUUUACUCAUCAGCACCGUUUCAGUCCAUGAUGCAGAAGUUGCCAAGAGGCUAAACACCAGCUGUAAAUAUGAGCUUCCUUAUUAAUAAUAAAAACGGCUC
This is a messenger RNA of Bufo bufo (common toad), 2828 nucleotides long. RefSeq names its product mediator complex subunit 16 (gene MED16). Gene Ontology annotation, cellular component: mediator complex. The record is from RefSeq and is a predicted model, not a curated record. NCBI's taxonomy places the organism in Eukaryota, Metazoa, Chordata, Amphibia, Anura, Bufonidae. Bases 123 to 2609 code for a protein of 828 amino acids. Gene Ontology annotation, molecular function: protein binding. The transcript has 14 exons. Gene Ontology annotation, biological process: positive regulation of DNA-templated transcription.